Molecule: messenger RNA, 1233 nt
Organism: Acanthosepion pharaonis
Lineage: Eukaryota; Metazoa; Mollusca; Cephalopoda; Sepiida; Sepiidae
Source: the annotation of a GenBank genome assembly
AUGAGAGUCUCGCAGACCACACUUUUUUCUUCUUCAACGUCCUCAUCGUUUUUCUUCUCAAUCCUUUACUUCUUCUUCUUCUUCUUCUCCUUCUUCUUCUUUAUUUCCGUCUGCUUCUUCUUUCUUUCUUUUCGUUUCCUUCUUCUUCCUCUUCUUCUUACUUCCGUUUGCUUCUCCUUCUUUCUUUCCGUUUCCUGCUGCCGCUUCUUUCUUUCUUUCUUCUCACUUUACGUUUACUUCUUCUUUCUGUUUGCUUCUUCUUUCUUUCCGUUUGCAGCUGCUGAUUUUUUCUUUCUUUCUCUCUUUCUCUCGGUUUCCUUCUUCUUCCUCUCCUUCUUACUUUACGUUUGCUUCUUCUUUCUUUCUUUCUUUUAUUUGGCUUCCGCUUCUUUUCUUUUUCUUUCUUUCUGUUUGCUGCUGCUUCUUCCUUCUUUAUUUAUUUCUGUUUCCUUAUUCUUCUUUUUCUUCUUCUUGAAGUUUGCUUCCCUUUCUUCUUCUUUCCGUUUGCUGCUGCUUCUUUCUUUCUUUCUUUCCGUUUGCUGCUGUCUCUUUCUUUCUUUCCGUUUUCUUCCGCUUCUUCUUUCUUUCUUCUUUCUUUCUAAUUACUUCUUCUUACUUUCCGUUUGCUUCUGCUUCCCUCUUUCUGUUUGUUUCUUCUUCUUCCUUCAUUCUGAUUUCUUCUUUCUUUCCGUUUUCGUCUUCUUUCUUUCCGUUUGCUUCUACUUAUUCUUCUUUCUUUCCGUUUUCGUCUUCUUUCUUUCCGUUUGCUUCUACUUAUUCUUCUUUCUUUCCCUUUGUUUCUUCUUGUUUCUUUCCAUUUGCUUCUUCUUCUUCUUCUUCAUCUUUCAUUCUUUAUUUCUCCUCCUAUGUAUUCUUUCUUCUUCUUCGUUUUCUAAUGAUGCCUUUUCCCUUAAAGAGUGGUUCCUCCCCAAAUCUUCCAAUACUUCAAUCCUUCUCUCUUCUUUCUCUCUCCCACCCUCCAUUCUCUCUCUCCUUCUCCCCCUUCCCUUCCUCUCUCUCUCCAUUUCUUCCCUCCCAACCUCUCUAUCCCCUCUCCUUCUCACCUUCUUUCUCCAUAACUAUCUCAUUCUUUCUCCCUCCUUCACGCUCUCCUUAUUUCCCUCCCACUUUCUCCUUCCUUCUCUCUCUACCUAUCUAUCUUACUCUUUCUCCACCUUUUCCUCUUUCCUUAUCUCCCUCCCUUUUUCUCUUUCAUUCUCUCUCUCUCCCUAA